AUGUUUCUCGCCGUUCUUCUUCAAUGCUUAGCUGCGGGUGUGGCUACAUCUUUAACGCUGAAUGGCACCAUCUCUAUCCCCGUGAACUAUACUCACCUGAUCACCCCGAACUAUACGAGCAACGCGACGACUUAUUUCAUCAACACAAAUACCAACAAUAACAACCUGGCGAACAUACUGCAAGAAGCUCAGAAUGCAACCUUUAUCUCAUACAGCUCCGAAUUCACGGAUAUGCUUGGACCUAAUCCUCAGGCCGUGCUCGGUGCUACAUAUGACUGGCGAGGCGACCAGGUCUGGUUCACAAGUAGCAUUCUCGAUGACAAGCCAACAACCAUUUACCGACUGAAUCUGACCGACAAUACGGUUCACCAAGUGAAGACGAACCUUGUCAACCCCAACGGCUUAUACUACUUUGACAACUAUAUCUACGUGGUCUACUUUGGCAAUGUCUCUGUCCAGCCAGGGGUUGCACGGGUCAAUGCUAUUACAUACGAGGCUGAAAUUAUCGCCAACUCGUGGUUUGGUCUUCCCUUUGACGGGCCCGAUGAUAUUACAGUUGUGCCCAGCAACCAUGACGGGAAUGGUCUUGACGCAGUUCAAAUCUACUUCACCGACAACCUUUAUGAUGGGCUUGUUGAUCGACCAGACUCGGAUUACCAAUUGCCAGCUGCUGUAUGGCGAUAUACACCAUCUACUGGAGCAUUGGUCGCUGUUAUACCCCGAUCUGACAUUGCUGGAAGCAACGGUGUCCAGGUAAAUGCAAAUGGGACCAAACUUUACGUUGGUGAGUAUGAUUCUCUGCCCGCUGGUCAAUUAGAUAUUGGAAAUGAUAACCUACCUGGCUCGAUGGCACUCUUUGAAUAUGAUCUCGACAGCCGGGGCUUCCCAAUUAACAAACGCAUGUUUGGCCUGGCGAGAACAUACGCAGAUGGCCUCAAGGUUGACGAUUAUGGGCCUGUGUGGACUGGAGAAGGGGAGGGAAUCGUCGUGAGAAACAAUCAGGGAGAGGUGAUUGGACUCUUUAACCAUCAUACAUUGAUGAGUCAAAAGAUGCAAAGUACCAGCAUUGCCCAGGUAGCCCUGGCAGGCAAUUCAGCGAUCAUUCUCGCAUCAACCAGGCUAUGGAGGAUUGACCUAGCCCAAACUAUUGCGAGCCCUGGUGCGUUCGGAAACUGA
Molecule: messenger RNA, 1176 nt
Organism: Fonsecaea erecta
Lineage: Eukaryota; Fungi; Ascomycota; Eurotiomycetes; Chaetothyriales; Herpotrichiellaceae
Exons: 3
Coding region: 1-1176 (391 amino acids)
Source: RefSeq, a predicted model, not a curated record